Magnolia sinica is the source of this 2292-nucleotide messenger RNA. Its product is annotated as calcium-dependent protein kinase 28-like. Bases 303 to 1949 code for a protein of 548 amino acids. Gene Ontology annotation, molecular function: calcium-dependent protein serine/threonine kinase activity; calcium ion binding; ATP binding. The transcript is spliced from 12 exons. NCBI's taxonomy places the organism in Eukaryota, Viridiplantae, Streptophyta, Magnoliopsida, Magnoliales, Magnoliaceae. The record is from RefSeq and is a predicted model, not a curated record. Gene Ontology annotation, biological process: intracellular signal transduction; protein autophosphorylation; peptidyl-serine phosphorylation. Gene Ontology annotation, cellular component: cytoplasm; nucleus.
CUCCCAAAAAUAGAAAAAUGGGUUUCUACCAACAAAACAACCGCUGCAGCUCUGAAAAGAACGGGAAAUGAAGAGAAACAGGAAGAGGAGGAGAACGAAAGAAGAAAACACAAUCAGGAUGAGGGAGAGAGAGGAGCUUCUGCAAUAACCCUCUCUCCCUCUCUCUCUAUAUCUCUUUCUCUUUCUCUCUCCACCGAACUUCAAAAAAGCCUCCCUCUCCAACGACCUUAAAAAAACUCUCUCUCUCUCUCUCUCUCUCUCUCUCUCUCUCUCUCAAAAACACCAUCCAUUUUGGCGAAAAGAUGGGACUCUGUGCUUCCACCAGAAAGGUGAGUGGCUCCGCCAGCCAAAACAAGAACAACCACAACAGCACCCACAAUAAAAAAGAAAGCAAGCAUUCCACCAAACCUACACGACAACAACAAAAGGAAAGCCAGAAGAACCCUUCCGAACACCUCCACCAGCACCAGAAGGAGAAGGACCAUUGGAGGCGGCCCGGCAGCACCGUUUCCUGCGGCAAACGGACGGAUUUCGGCUACGCCAAGGAUUUCGACAACAAGUACACCAUUGGGAAGCUGCUGGGCCAUGGGCAGUUCGGGUACACGUUCGUUGCCACCAGUAAGGAGAAUGGCGACCGUGUCGCCGUCAAACGGAUUGACAAGAAUAAGAUGGUCCUUCCUAUUGCUGUUGAGGAUGUUAAGCGAGAGGUCAAGAUACUACAGGCCCUGACAGGCCAUGAGAAUGUUGUUCAAUUCCAUAAUGCAUUUGAAGACGAUUCAUACGUCUAUAUCGUUAUGGAGUUGUGUGAAGGUGGCGAACUAUUGGACCGGAUACUAGCCAAAAAGGAUAGUCGUUAUACAGAGAAAGAUGCAGCGAUAAUAGUGCGCCAGAUGCUCAAAGUUGCAGCUGAGUGCCAUCUACAUGGCUUGGUACAUCGUGAUAUGAAACCCGAGAACUUUCUUUUCAAAUCAACGAAAGCGGACUCACCCCUUAAGGCCACAGAUUUUGGCCUGUCUGAUUUCAUAAAGCCAGGGAGGAUGUUCCAUGAUAUAGUUGGCAGUGCCUAUUAUGUUGCACCAGAAGUACUAAAGCGCAAGUCUGGCCCGGAAUCAGAUGUUUGGAGCAUAGGCGUCAUUACAUACAUUUUACUUUGUGGAAGGCGUCCAUUUUGGGACAAAACAGAGGAUGGAAUAUUCAAGGAGGUCUUAAAGAACAAGCCUGAUUUUAAGCGGAAGCCUUGGCCAAGUAUAAGCAGCAGUGCUAAAGAUUUCAUUCAGAAGUUAUUAGUGAAGGAUCCUCGUACAAGACUGACUGCAGCACAAGCCUUGUCACAUCCGUGGGUGAGAGAAGGAGGAGAUGCAUCUGAAAUCCCUGUGGAUAUAUCUGUUCUCUCCAACAUGCGUCAGUUUGUGAGGUACAGCCGUAUGAAGCAAUUUGCUCUUCGGGCAUUAGCAAGUACCCUUAAUGAAGAGGAGAUAGCUAAUCUCCGUGACCAGUUUGAUGCAAUUGAUGUUGAUAAAAAUGGCUCUAUUAGCCUUGAAGAAAUGAGACAGGCCCUUGCAAAAGAUCUUCCUUGGAAAAUGAAGGAGCCACGUGUGCUGGAGAUUGUUCAAGCGAUUGACAGCAAUACGGAUGGGCUCGUGGACUUCUCAGAAUUUGUCGCGGCAACUCUACAUGUGCAUCAGUUGGAGGAGCAUGACUCUGAGAAGUGGGAGCAGCGGUCUCAAGCUGCUUUUGAGAAGUUUGAUGUGGAUAAAGAUGGAUUUAUCACUCCAGAGGAACUGAAGAUGCACACAGGAUUGAAGGGCUCAGUUGAUCCACUCCUAGAGGAUGCUGACAUUGACAAAGAUGGGAAGAUAAGCUUGUCAGAAUUCCGCAGACUGUUGAGAACUGCAAGCAUGAGAAGUGUCCACAGCCCGACUGCUCGCCGAAAUUCUCGCAAGAUGUAGAUAUUGUAAAACAAGGGUAAAGAGAACGACAUAGAUGGGGGGAAAAGAGAUGAAAGCCAAUGUUCUCGUCUACUCUUAUAUACCAGAUUGCAACGGAUCCUGUGGGCCCCAUCUUUGUCAUGUCUCCAUCUUUCACUCAGUAGUCUGUUCAGAGAAAUCAAUUUUUCUGCCCAUCAGAACUACACAAGCUCAUGAGAACUGACGCCACGGAAUUUACAGGGAGAGGUUCUGGUAAAAUGACCUUGCAUGCUUCUGUACAUCUUGUAAUGCGGGCUUUUUUCUUGUCUUUUCUAAUCAAAUGUAAUGUGUGAGACUACAAAUAUGAAUGCAUCUUUGGUGUCUA